UCCCGCUCCCUCCGCGGCUCAUGGCGACGACUCUCGGCACAUCCGGGACCCUCCGGCCGUGGCGGCCGCGGCGCCGGCUGCUCGGGCCCCAGCCCCGGCCGCUGUGGUGACUCCGCCGCGCCUCGCUGUCGCCCCCGUCCCCGUCCCGCCCGCCGCCCCCGCCGCCGGGGACAUGUCUAACCCCGGAGGCCGGAGGAAUGGGCCCGUCAAGCUGCGCCUGACAGGACUUCCUGAUCCAUUUGCUAAGGUGGUGGUUGAUGGAUCUGGGCAAUGCCAUUCUACAGAUACUGUGAAGAAUACGCUUGAUCCAAAGUGGAAUCAGCAUUAUGACCUGUAUAUUGGAAAGUCUGAUUCAGUUACGAUCAGUGUAUGGAAUCACAAGAAGAUCCAUAAGAAACAAGGUGCUGGAUUUCUCGGUUGUGUUCGUCUUCUUUCCAAUGCCAUCAACCGCCUCAAAGACACUGGUUAUCAGAGGUUGGAUUUAUGCAAACUUGGGCCAAAUGACAAUGAUACAGUUAGAGGACAGAUAGUAGUAAGUCUUCAGUCCAGAGACCGAAUAGGCACAGGAGGACAAGUUGUGGACUGCAGUCGUUUAUUUGAUAACGAUUUACCAGACGGCUGGGAAGAAAGGAGAACUGCCUCUGGAAGAAUCCAGUAUCUAAACCAUAUAACAAGAACUACGCAAUGGGAGCGCCCAACGCGACCGGCAUCCGAAUAUUCUAGCCCUGGCAGACCUCUUAGCUGCUUUGUUGAUGAGAACACUCCAAUUAGUGGAACAAAUGGUGCAACAUGUGGACAGUCUUCAGAUCCCAGGCUGGCAGAGAGGAGAGUCAGGUCACAACGACAUAGAAAUUACAUGAGCAGGACACAUUUACAUACUCCUCCAGACCUACCAGAAGGCUAUGAACAGAGGACAACGCAACAAGGCCAGGUGUAUUUCUUACAUACACAGACUGGUGUGAGCACAUGGCAUGAUCCAAGAGUGCCCAGGGAUCUUAGCAACAUCAAUUGUGAAGAGCUUGGUCCAUUGCCUCCUGGAUGGGAGAUCCGUAAUACGGCAACAGGCAGAGUUUAUUUCGUUGACCAUAACAACAGAACAACACAAUUUACAGAUCCUCGGCUCUCUGCUAACUUGCAUUUAGUUUUAAAUCGGCAGAACCAACUGAAAGACCAACAGCAACAGCAAGUGGUAUCGUUAUGUCCUGAUGACACAGAAUGUUUGACAGUCCCAAGGUACAAGCGAGACCUGGUUCAGAAACUAAAAAUUUUGCGGCAAGAACUUUCCCAACAACAGCCUCAAGCAGGUCACUGCCGCAUUGAGGUUUCCAGGGAAGAGAUUUUUGAGGAAUCAUAUCGACAGGUCAUGAAAAUGAGACCAAAAGAUCUCUGGAAGCGAUUAAUGAUAAAAUUUCGUGGAGAAGAAGGCCUUGACUAUGGAGGGGUUGCCAGGGAAUGGUUGUAUCUCUUGUCACAUGAAAUGUUGAAUCCAUACUACGGCCUCUUCCAAUAUUCAAGAGAUGAUAUUUAUACAUUGCAGAUCAAUCCUGAUUCUGCAGUUAAUCCGGAACAUUUAUCCUAUUUCCACUUUGUUGGACGAAUAAUGGGAAUGGCUGUGUUUCAUGGACAUUAUAUUGAUGGUGGUUUCACAUUGCCUUUUUAUAAGCAAUUGCUUGGGAAGUCAAUUACUUUGGAUGACAUGGAGUUAGUAGAUCCGGAUCUUCAUAACAGUUUAGUGUGGAUACUUGAGAAUGAUAUUACAGGUGUUUUGGACCAUACCUUCUGUGUUGAACAUAAUGCAUACGGUGAAAUUAUUCAGCAUGAACUUAAACCAAAUGGCAAGAGUAUCCCUGUUAAUGAAGAAAAUAAAAAAGAAUAUGUCAGGCUCUAUGUGAACUGGAGAUUUUUACGAGGCAUUGAGGCUCAAUUCCUGGCUCUGCAGAAAGGAUUUAAUGAAGUAAUUCCACAACAUCUGCUGAAGACAUUUGAUGAGAAGGAGUUAGAGCUCAUUAUUUGUGGACUUGGAAAGAUAGAUGUUAAUGACUGGAAGGUAAACACCCGGUUAAAACACUGUACACCAGACAGCAACAUUGUCAAAUGGUUCUGGAAAGCUGUGGAGUUUUUUGAUGAAGAGCGACGAGCAAGAUUGCUUCAGUUUGUGACAGGAUCCUCUCGAGUGCCUCUGCAGGGCUUCAAAGCACUGCAAGGUGCUGCAGGCCCGAGGCUCUUUACCAUACACCAGAUUGAUGCCUGCACUAACAACCUGCCGAAAGCCCACACUUGCUUCAAUCGAAUAGACAUUCCGCCCUAUGAAAGCUAUGAAAAGCUAUAUGAAAAGCUGCUAACAGCCAUUGAAGAAACAUGUGGAUUUGCUGUGGAAUGACGAGCUUCAAGGAUUUACCCAGGACUCUAUUUAUACAACCCUGACUGACAGCCUCCUUUCAGCAGAGUUUCAAAGAAUAUGCUGAAAUAUAGGAAAACACCCCCCCCUUUUUUUUUUUUUUUUUUUUCACAUUUUAGGACACUGUGAGGGGAAAGGACAAUUUUGAAAUUCCUUUUCAAGGAAAAAAAAGGUCUUUAUGCUUUGCCAUGAGGCCACAUUCAGCUGCUAUUUAAACUUAAUAUCUUGAACCUAAAGAAUGCUGACUUUUCCUACAUUUCCAGAGUUAGGCAGUAUUCUACACUUAAAGACUACUACUAUUUUUAUAAAAGGUAAUCUAUUCAAAUUGCUUAACAGAUUUCAAGUCUCUCAAACAUCAAGACAACUUCAGCAGUCGGUACAAGUCACAUUUCAUUUUGAUUGAAUACAUGAUCUUGAACAGCUCCUGUACUUGCUCUUUGUAAAAAAAUAAAAUUAUUUUGAAUUAUUCUACCUUUGUAAACAAUUGGCUAAAAGAAUCAUCUUUAAGAAAUUAAGCCAUUUACAUGUUUGUGUUUUUCUAUAGCAGAGCAUUAUAUUUUGCAUUAUAUGUUUCAACCUAGUCUAAGUGGGUCUUUUUUACAUUUUUCAAGAACGGAUUUCCUGGAAUACAGCUAUAUAAUUUUGGUUGUCAAAUUCCUAAUGCAUCCAUUUAGUCUAAACUUAGUCAUUUAUUUGUGACAAUAAGAUGUGUUCAGGGGCUCCCUGUUUUUAAGAGACUCUUUAAAAAAAAAAAAAACCUAAUGUUUUUAUCUUGAGUCAAUAUGAUUAGGUAUUUUGGAUUUACUUUUAAUCUUAAAAUACUGCAUUUUUAUAGCUUCUCAGAGCAUGUGGAUGGGAUGGGAUUUUCGUUAUUUUGCUGGGUCAGCUUAUCUUUAAUAUAUGGACUAUUCCUAUAAACCAAAGUCUCUGACAAGUGCACCUAGUUUAUAUUGUAUUUAACUACAAUGUAAGUUUCCAUUAACAAAACCAUCCUAAAGCAUUAACUGCUCAUAAUUUUAAUUGACUAAAAUUAUGAAAAAGGAAGAAUUUUGCUCUAAAGAUUAUUAAUAAGCUUAGAAAAUCCUGCUUUUACCUAACAGAAUGAAGUGGGGUUGAGAGGCGGUAGUAUGGACAGUGAUUCUAAGUCUGUGGCAUAAAUUACUUUGAAGAGUUCAUUUUGGCAGUAAGGGAAUCCCACUUCCCUUGGUGUUGAAGAUCAGCAUCUGAUUUUGAAACGUCCAGAUUUAGCUUUCAAGGUGUGUGGCAUGUUGAAUGAUCCAGAAGCAACGAAAACUCUGGGGUGAGGGAUUGAAAAAAUCUGAAAUCACAGUUGGAUUUUUAAAUUCAACCAUCAAAAAUACGCACUAUCAGGUUUUUUUACAUUGAUGUGAAAGAAGCAAAUUUUCAUGAGAUAAUUAAGCUGCAAAAUUUAAAGUUAUCAAGUAAAUAGGUCCUCUGUGUUCUGUUUCAUGUGAUGGAGUGGGUUUCAGUCUGUGUUCCUGGAGCCAAAGGGUUCCUCAGGGGUGCCUUAGGAGUAAUGGUUUAAGAGAAGAGGGGCAAUGAGAGGGAGCGAGGGGGAGGGCCUAGUUGGUAUUUGAGCAGGGGCCUUCGGCUCCAUAUCCCUACCCCCUUUACCCAGAACAGCCCAUUUUUCUUAUGUAUAUUGGAAUUUCAAGUAAGCUUUCAUGGGGUGCAGCGGGGCGGGGAGGAAUGGAUGGGAUAAAAGAAGUGGAGAUUUUGCUGCUUUAAAAAAGUUGAGAACUACUUGUGUAGUUUUUAAGUAUUUUAAUGUAUUUCAUUUGGCCAAAUUCAACUGCCACAAGCAAGCUAGUCAUAGGUGUAACUGUGCAGUGGUAAUAUGCUUAUGCCUACCUUUUUCCUCUCAAACAAUUUGUUUUUUUACAUUGCAUUCUGAGUACUGAAGAGCAUCUUGAAAUGUAUGGAAGUGGUUUCUACGCUAUUUGAUAAUCAGUAAUGUUCAGCUGUCAUGAUAGUACUUUAUUGGUUGCAGACCCAUCUCUUUUAUAUUAAAGCACUAGUGCAGUUUGUAAUUGUGCCUACUUUUAAAAUCUUUCAGUAAAAAAUAAGUACAUAAUGAAUAUAGAAAUCAUAACUGACAGGGAUGCAGUAAUAAUGAAAUGCUACUAUCACUUAUUUUAAUAUACAAUAUAAAGCAAGCAAAUACCAUUGCUUUUUGAGUGCCUUUUUAACUUUAUACUAAUGACUUAAUAGAGCUUUAAAAGAAAGAAACUGGCUGGGCAUGGUGGCUCACGCCUGUAAUCCCAGCACUUUGGGAGGCCAAGGUGGGCGGAUCACCUGAGGUCAGGAGUUCGAGACCAGCCUGGCCAACAUGGCGAAACCCUAUCUCUACUAAAAAUACAAAAUUAGCCGGGCAUGGUGGCACACUCCUGUAAUCCCAACUACUUGGGAGGCUGAGGCAGGAGAAUUGCUUGAAUCUGGGAGGCAGAGAUUGCAGUGAGCCGAGAUCACACCACCACACUCCAGCCUGGGCGACAAGAGUGAGACUCCGUCCCCGCCCAAAAAAAAAAAAAAAAAAAAAAAGAAAUUA
Messenger RNA from Pongo pygmaeus (Bornean orangutan), 4967 nucleotides. It is a transcript of the gene SMURF2, whose product is annotated as SMAD specific E3 ubiquitin protein ligase 2. The coding region runs from base 173 to 2380 and encodes 735 amino acids. Gene Ontology annotation, cellular component: cytoplasm. Gene Ontology annotation, biological process: protein ubiquitination; negative regulation of BMP signaling pathway; proteasome-mediated ubiquitin-dependent protein catabolic process. Gene Ontology annotation, molecular function: ubiquitin protein ligase activity; SMAD binding. The record is from RefSeq and is a predicted model, not a curated record. Lineage: Eukaryota; Metazoa; Chordata; Mammalia; Primates; Hominidae. The transcript is spliced from 18 exons.